AUGACAUGGCUGACACUGUUUUAUCUCGAACAUAUGUUACUUGAAGAGGCAGAGACGAUGAUAAACAGGCUAAGCUCAGCCGAGUCACAGGCGCCUCAUCCGCACAUGGUUGCAUUAAAAGAUGUUCAAGUGUUACAAGGUCAUUCACAGAUGCGCAAACACAAUAUCGAUAAUGCUGUGUCCAUCUUCCAACACUGUACCGACCUCUACGCGAACAAAGCCGGGAUUUCAAACGUCGGCACAAUCUCCACACUCAUAAGUGGCGUGGAAGCCAUGCUUAUGCAAGGAAACAUAGAAGACGCCACCCAGAUUAUUUACGACGCAGAAAGUAUCUCAAAAGGGAUAAAUAGUCCCCGUGCCCUUGCACUCCGCAUAAAAUGGAACAUGGCCCGCCACAGCAUGCUCAUGGGAGAGUACGGUCGUGCCCUCAGCCGCUACAAAGACCUUUGCGAGGAACAUGAAAGAUACCAUGAUCAUGCAGGCUCUUCGUCGCGCAGAUGGGAGGCUCUUCACUGUGCAUUGGGUGAAAUAUACCUCAAACUCGGAGAUCUGGAACUUGCUCGUGUGGAAUAUGAAAUUGGAAACGCAAGUACAAGCCGAAAAACCCUAGCUUCUAAAUCAGACCCAAAAAACAUCACACAAUGGCUUAUUUAUGGGUCCUUGGAGAGAACGAAGGUCGUGCCAUUAGUGCGAAUGAAAAAGCAAGGGAUUAUUCCAUGA
Messenger RNA from Penicillium soppii, 720 nucleotides. RefSeq lists its product as uncharacterized. Gene Ontology annotation, molecular function: protein binding. Bases 1 to 720 code for a protein of 239 amino acids. The record is from RefSeq and is a predicted model, not a curated record. The transcript has a single exon. NCBI's taxonomy places the organism in Eukaryota, Fungi, Ascomycota, Eurotiomycetes, Eurotiales, Aspergillaceae.